Episyrphus balteatus (marmalade hoverfly) is the source of this 5740-nucleotide messenger RNA. RefSeq names its product ubiquitin carboxyl-terminal hydrolase 7-like. Gene Ontology annotation, molecular function: cysteine-type deubiquitinase activity; cysteine-type endopeptidase activity; protein binding. Lineage: Eukaryota; Metazoa; Arthropoda; Insecta; Diptera; Syrphidae. The record is from RefSeq and is a predicted model, not a curated record. The transcript has 8 exons. The coding region runs from base 835 to 4614 and encodes 1259 amino acids. Gene Ontology annotation, cellular component: nucleus; cytosol. Gene Ontology annotation, biological process: protein deubiquitination; regulation of protein stability.
AUCCUUUGUUGUUGUUUUUGUGUUUUUCUGUAUUUUUGUUUUUAUUUUUGUUGUACUUUUGCAUCGUCGUCCGUCGUACGGUUCUGUUUUCUGUUCUGUAUUAUAUGACAAAUCAUGCUGUCUCUUGUCUUCCAAAGGUGAAAAUAGAUAUUACCGAUGCUCUUCGUACUCGUCGUAAUUUUGUAUUUAAUGCAAAAAGUGCAAUAAUUUGCAUAUUGGUCCUGUUUAUAUUUUCUUGUUUUGAACUUAAAACAUUUCUCGGUUAAUAAAUAAAUGUUAAUUGUGAUUUUAUUCGAUUGAUCCAACCAAUCAAGGCACGGCGAUCUAUCAUAUAUAUAAAAAGAAGAAGGUGUCCAGAAAACCAGCACCCUGCCCGGUAACAAUAUUACAGCUAACGGCGUCGGCGACCGCGGCGAGGGGGACGGUGACGACGACGUCGAUACCCUCUACGAACAUAUUAGCCUACAGCAAGGUAUUGAUCUUCGUGACGAUAUUGUUCAAGAAGAAAUCAAUACUAUAGUUGAAUUAGUAUUACAAUUAGCAGCCCGUCCCCUAACCGCAGCAACAGCAACUCAAACAACAAACACAACAACAACAACACCAGCAGCAGCAAUAGCAGCACCACCACAAAUACCAACAACAGUAGCACCAGCUACCACACCAUCAUUUAUAUCAUCAACAACAACAUCAAUACAAACACAAACACAAACAGAAACCGAAACACAAACAGUUACACAAUCUGAUACACAAACUGAAACCCAAACACAGACAGAAACAGAAACUCAAACACAAACAGAAGAAGAAACUGGAACAGGAACAGAAACAGGAACAACUAUGGAAACUGAUAAUGCAGCUAAUUUUGCAAUGAUAACUUCGCCUCCGGCUGAUGCUAUUGAUAAAACAAUAUGUGUUUCAACAACAAUAAUCUCAGAUAGACAACUCGCAUACAUGGUUGGUGAACAUCAGGAAGAAGAAGCUAUGGACACUCAAGAGGCUGAUAAUAGCUUAAUAAUACCGCCUCCCAUUGAACCACCAACUCCUCCCGAAACACCGCCUGAUAGUCCAGAACCAGCUGGAUUAAAUCAGCAACCGCAGCAGGAGGAACAGCAGCAGCAGCUCAUUAAGUCAGAUCUAACCAAACCAGUGCAAAUCUUAGAAAAACCGCAACCUCAUCUAGAAGAGGAAGCGGAAACACGCCAAGUGGCUGAUAUUGAUGAUGAUGCAAAUAUGAAACCAGCAUCACCAAUUGUAGUAGAUUCAUUGACGACACCAAAUGAAAUAUUAGCCAGUAUGGAUACAACCACAAGCCCCCUACAAGCCGAUGAGGACGAUGCCGCUAUUGCUGCUACGGCAAUCGAACAAAAAAUUCAACAAGAAAAACAACAACAACAAGAACAGCAACAAAAACAACAACAACAACAACAAGUAGUUGAUGUUGCAAAAGUAAGUUCAACAACAGGACCAAAAUUAGAAGAUGAAGUUCGUUCCGAGGCGACUUUUUCUUACAUUGUGCGAAAUAUUUCAAAACUAAAAGAAACCGAACUAUCACCACCAACAUAUGUACGCAAUUUGCCAUGGCGAAUUAUGGUUAUGGUGCGAAAUCCUCGCAAUCAACCAGAAGCCAAGUCACUAGGAUUCUUUUUGCAGUGCAAUGGCGAAAGUGAUUCAACUACAUGGUCAUGUAAUGCUUCGGCUGAAUUGCGUUUAAAGUCAUUCAAAGCUGGUCAAGAGGCUUUUGUGCAGAAAAUCAAACAUCUCUUUUAUAGCAAGGAGAACGAUUGGGGAUUCUCGAUUUUCAUAGCCUGGAAUGAUAUAUUCAAUCCGGAUAAGGGUUACGUUCAGAACGAUUGUAUUGUGUUGGAAGUUCAUGUUAUGGCUGAAGCACCACACGGAGUAUUUUGGGAUUCAAAGAAGCACACAGGUUAUGUUGGACUAAAAAAUCAAGGAGCUACUUGCUAUAUGAAUUCAUUAUUGCAAACGCUCUACUUUACUUGUCAGCUUAGAAAGUCUGUUUAUAAAAUGCCCACCGAGGCCGAUGAUAGUUCGAAGAGUGUUGGCUUGGCAUUGCAAAGAGUAUUCCAUGAUUUGCAAUUUGCCGACAAACCAGUUGGUACUAAGAAAUUGACCAAAAGCUUUGGAUGGGAGACAUUGGAUUCCUUUAUGCAGCAUGAUGUGCAAGAAUUUUUGCGUGUUUUACUUGACAAACUUGAAUCUAAAAUGAAGGGCACAUGCGUUGAGGGUACUGUUCCUCAUUUAUUUGAAGGCAAAAUGUCAUCGUACAUUAAAUGCAAAAAUGUGGAUUGCAAUAGUACUCGCUGUGAGACUUUCUAUGAUAUUCAACUCAAUAUUAAGAACAAAAAGAACAUAUAUGAAUCGUUCCAUGACUAUAUCGAUCCAGAGACUUUGGAGGGCGAUAAUAAAUAUGACGCGGGUAUACAUGGCUUGCAGGAAGCAGAAAAAGGUGUUAUAUUUACUUCUUUCCCGCCGGUUUUGCAUUUGCAUUUGAUGCGAUUCCAAUAUGAUCCGUUUACUGAUAAUUCAGUUAAAUUCAAUGAUCGUUUUGAGUUCUAUGAUGAAAUCAAUUUGGAUAGCUAUUUAGCUGAGAAAGAAUUAACCCCGGCUACCUAUAAAUUACAUGCAGUAUUGGUACAUUCGGGUGACAAUCAUGGUGGCCAUUAUGUCGUCUAUAUUAAUACCAAUGCUGAGGGUAAAUGGUGUAAAUUUGACGAUGAUGUCGUCUCGAGUUGCACAAAGACGGAGGCCAUCGAACAAAAUUAUGGCGGAGCCGAUGAUGAAAUUGCCAAUGCAAAAAAUUGCAGCAAUGCCUACAUGUUAGUGUACAUUCGUGUUUCUGAAUUACCACGUGUUUUACAGGAGCUUACAGAGAAUGAUAUUCCAUCAGAUUUGGUAGAACGUUUAAAUGAGGAAAAGCGUAUGGAGCAAGUUCGCCGCAAAGAUCGUGCUGAAGCUGGAUUGUAUUUAGCUAUUCAUGUUAUUCUCGAAGAGUACUUCGAAGGUAAUCAAGGAACUGAAAUAUUUGAUUUGGAAAAAGUUACAGUGAGGGCUUUUAAACUCAAAAAAACUCAAACCGUUGCCGAUUUAAUCCAAACCUUUGUGCUGGCAUUCCGUGUGCAUGAGAAGCGUAUUCGAAUUUGGCCAUUGGCUCAGCGUUCCCAGGCUCAGAGAUUUACCUACUUUAAUAUUGCAGAAGAAUACAAUCGGACAUUGAGUAGUGUUAUUGAAUUACAAGGACCCUGGGUGGUGUUUCUUGAGCUGGCCAGUCCACUCCAUAUCGGUCCAUUACCUAUAUUCGAAAAAAAACGUGACAUCUUGCUCUUUUUUAAAUACUACGAUCCGGCAAAUAAACGUUUGCAUUAUUUAAAUUGCGGACAAUAUGCUUUGUCAUUCAGAAUUAGUGAUCUCGUUCCACAAGUUAAUUUACUUCUCGGCUUCGAUCCCUCCACCGAAUUGACUGUGUAUGAGGAAUGUGGUAACAAUCCAAUGCAACGUUUGACCAAUCAAUCUGAAACUCUUGGUAGGACGCUCAAUCUAUCAAAUCAUGAUAGUUUACAUGGAAACAUUUUGAUAUUCGAAAAAAAACAUGUCGAUGAGAAAUUGGAGCUACCCACAGUUGAAGAUUAUUUUCGAGAUUUAUUAUCACGCAUUGAAUUGACCUUUUGCGACAAAUCAAAUCCCAAUGAUCCAGGAUUUCUUUUGGAACUCUCAAAUCGCAACACGUAUGAUCAGAUGGCUCAUGCUGUGGCAAUCCGUAUAAAUACCGAUCCUAAUAGAAUCCAAUUCUUUAAAUGCAUUCCAAACUACAAAGACACUCCAGGAAAUGCAUUACGUUGUUUAUAUGAUUGCACUAUCAAAGAUCUAUUAUGCUUUACCAAGCCUAGAACACCAAAGAAACUCUUUUAUCAAAGACUGUCAAUGAAUAUUCACGAAUUGGAAAAUAAGAGACAAUUUAAAUGUCAAUGGCUCUCAUCGAAUCUAAAAGAAGAACGUGAAUUAAUUUUAUAUCCAAACAAAAGUGGGACUAUUAAAAACCUGCUCGAAGAAGCAGCUAAACAGAUACAAUUUUCUGAUGAAAGUACCAGAAAAUUGCGCCUGGUUGAAGUGGCUAAUCAUAAGCUUUUACCACGUCCACGUGAAGACACAACACUUGAAUCCUUACAACCACCAGACACAAUGGCCAAUCAAUCACAUCAUAAAAUCUAUCGUAUCGAAGAGGUACCACGUGAUGAGCUUCUAUUAAUGGAUACAGAAAUGUUAAUUCCAGUAGCGCAUUUUAGCAAGGAUAUUUAUAGUUCAUUUGGUAUACCGUUUUUCAUUAAAGCCCGCCAUGGAGAACCAUUUAGUGCGUUGAAAGAGCGCAUUCAAAUAAAGUUGAAUAUUCCCGAAAAGGAAUGGGAAAAGUUCAAAUUUGCAACUGUUGCAUUGGGACGAAUAGAAUAUAUUGCUGAUGACAAUCUAGCUAUAAACUUGGAUAUUUUUAAGCACACUACUCAAGGUGGCUCACCAUUACCAUUCUUUGGACUAGAGCAUGUCAACAAAUCUCAAAAACGUACCCGAUACAACUAUCUUGAGAAAGCUAUAAAGAUCUAUAAUUAGCUUCAUAUAAUUUCAAUUCGACGUUCUAUUUGUUGUACAUUUGUUCUUAAAAAGAGACAAAUAAAUUACGAGGGAACAAAGAAAAACAAAUCAAGGAUUGAAAUUUUAAAUUUAAAAAAAAAAAAAUUUAAAAGUGCAGUAAAAAAAGUCCAAAUAAAAUAAAAAAUUUACAAAACUAUAAACUGUAUAGUUUUUAAGUCAAAGAAUAAAUAAAUCUAAAACUAAAAUUAAAUAAGAAAAUAAAAAAAAAAAAUAACCCUAAAGCUGGUUUCUUAUAAAGAAAACAAUAUUCCUUGCCAUAUGAGAAUAUUAGUAAUGUUAUUGCUUUUAUGUUUUUUUUUUUUUGUUUCACUUGGUUUUUGAUUGAAUCCAUAAAAUAUUUAUUAUAAUAUAAAACAAAGAUUUUAAUUUAAUUUUUUUUUAUCUCUCUUCUAUUUGAACAAAAAAGAUAAGAAUGUUAAUUUUAAGACUGAAAGAAUGAAUUAUAUUUGUUUAUAAAUACUAUACGUUUUAUAUAAGAAAAAAUUUAUUACUCUGUAAAACUUAAAGAAAAUAUUAAUCCUUGUUCUCAGAAGAACUCAAUUUUGUAUUUUGGUUUUUAUUUUUCAAUCAAAAAUAAAUCAAAUAAUCCUGGUGCCUUAUUACGUGAAACGAAAAUAAUUGAACGGUAUUGUUAUAACAAUAAAUUUCUAUAACAUCAUGUUUAUAGAUAAGCAUAUGGAACUGCUUGCUAUUGUUAAAACAAUAUCGCCUGAUUAUUCUUCUUAAGGCUUCUGGACUUUAUCAGGCUAAGACAAAAUCAAAGAAAAGAUAUUUAAUUUUAUAAGAGAACAAUUUUUUUAAAAACAAAAAAAUUUCUGUAUUCGGAAUGAAUUAAAACAAACUUGGAUUUAUAACUGUGAAUGUACUUAAGUUAUUGUUUUGGGUCAAUGUACCAACAACACAUCACAUACUCAUUUGUUGUUAUCAUAUUUUUAUUUCAUUUCUUCACACACAACUGAAUUAAUAAAACAUAAGAAGAAAAAACAAAAACAAACAAUAAAAUUGAAAAAAAAAUAUGUACUUGAAUGUAUUUAUGUGUAUCGAUGUUUAUAUGUGUUAAAAAAAAGAAGAAAUAAAAAAACAA